Echinostoma caproni is the source of this 1638-nucleotide messenger RNA. NCBI's taxonomy places the organism in Eukaryota, Metazoa, Platyhelminthes, Trematoda, Plagiorchiida, Echinostomatidae. The record is from the annotation of a GenBank genome assembly.
AUGGAGUCCUGUAAUUUGGAGAACUUGAAUAUACAUGCCAGUGCGCGCGAGGUCGAAGACUAUCUUGAACGAUUGGAGAUUUGGUGUAUUACGCGGAAAGGACUCGAUGGAGAACGCAAAACGGCUUAUUUCCUAACGAUCAUCGGAAAGGAUGCCUACUCAUUGUUAGAGAAUUUGGCAUUUCCUGACUCUCCUAUAUUGUUGUCGUAUGAAUCCCUGAAAACCUUGCUGCUGAAGCAUCUACUGGCGGCUAAUUUCGAAGCUGCUGAACGAGCCAAAUUUCAAUCACUCACACGUGGUGGAAGCCAACCUGUACGUGACUUUAUUCCUCAAAUUCAGACUCAAGCAUCUCGUUGCAACUUCGGAGAUCAAUUGCACACCCAGUUACGUGAUCGAUUGAUUGCCGGUAUCAAUUGCCCGGAAUUACAGCAAAAGCUCAUGCUCAUGCACGAUUGCACAUUUCAGUUGGCUACGGCAGUUUGUGAACAGUACCAAGACGUCCGUGCCAUUAUUUGUGAUGAACCCAACUUGUUGUUCAAUGCCAGCGAUUCCAAACAGUCACCAUCCCUACGAAAGCAAUUUUUCGAAAAGGGCUCGAAAACACCAAGCAACAUCAGUUCUCCGGCCCACAAUGACACACGGAUUCAAAGAUGGAACAAGUGCAAUUCCUGUGGUCAAAGACAUUCGCGGUUAUCCUGUAGAUUUCGAAAUGCCAAGUGUCACAAUUGGGUACUUGAAUGUUCCAAGGCAAAGGGUGGUAUGAAAAUGACUCCUGUGAGUCUCGAAGUGACCGGUUCUCUGGUGUUUAUGAAACGUCGGAUAAUCCCAAUUGGACUUCGUGAGCCCGUAAAAAAGGCGUUAGAUGAAAUGUAUUACGCAUUGUUGAUCGUCGAUUCCUAUUCCCGUUGGCCAGAAGUGUACUUUACCACAACUCCCNGUGAAAUGACUUCCAUUGUCAGUUACGAUAGCAAAGGUGUCCCGCAUGCUAUCGUAACUGACAAUGGAAGUCAUUUCACUGCCAAGAAAGUUACUGAUGGGUUGAACUCCGUGAGUUGUCGGCAUGUUCUCACUCCACCCCGACAUCCGCAAUCCAAUGGCGCAGCCGAAAGCUUUGUACUCACGCUGAAGAGUGCCACUGCUUCUUUGAAUCUCAUUACAUUCGACAAACUGGACAGAGGCAUUGAUAACUUUCUGAUGCAAUACCGUAACGUAGUACAUUCAACUACGGGACACAGUCCAGCAAAGCUGUUUAAGAGUCGAGUACUUCGAACAAAUCUUCUACGCUUGGAGUCAGCGGAAGUCGUGUAUCAUGGUGGUAACGAUUUACGACCCUCCAGGGGCGUUGUACUGGAAAAUAUGGGACAAAGAGUAUACCGCAUAUUGGAUAUAGACGAUGGCACUGUACAUCGCAGACAUGAAGACCAAGUAAUUUGUAAUUUGCCCUAUCCUGAUACUAGUUGUGAACCUACUAAUCCUUUUAUUUCUGAGUCUUUUUCAGAGGAUUUACAUCCCAGUACAAAUGUAGAAAACAGUACAGAAGAACCCAGAAGAUCUGAACGAUUACUCAACAAAGCCCGCCGUGAUUACAUAAAACCCGAGCUUUAUUCAAGCUGCGGCGGAUGUGGUGAUUGCUCAUGA